This is a messenger RNA of Sinocyclocheilus rhinocerous, 1136 nucleotides long. Its product is annotated as tetraspanin-10-like. The coding region runs from base 56 to 1102 and encodes 348 amino acids. The record is from RefSeq and is a predicted model, not a curated record. Gene Ontology annotation, cellular component: plasma membrane. The transcript is spliced from 3 exons. Lineage: Eukaryota; Metazoa; Chordata; Actinopteri; Cypriniformes; Cyprinidae.
UCCCUCCCUGACAGUCUGGAGCACAGAGAGAGUCCACUCCCGGUAUUUGGGAGGUAUGGGGCGGUUUCCGUCUUUUGGGAGAUUUCUCUUUUUCUGGGAGCGGAGGAAUCACUUCCAGAAUGGAGAGAACAAGCCUCUUAUUCCAAAGGGAGAUGUAAGAAACGCAGAAGGUGCCUCAUCUGUCUCGUAUCUGGGAACGCACGACAGUUCAGGAAGUCAGACGAGCUCGACUUUAUCCAGCCAUGAAGAGUCAACCAGAGCUUCAUCAAGGAACGUCUUCACCUUACGAGCGCUCAGUCCGUCCAGCUGGAGCGACUACAUCUUCAAGUAUCUCCUGGUCACGAGCAACCUGCUCUUCUCUGUUCUUGGUCUGGUCACGCUGGUCGUGGGCCUCUGGGGCCUGAUCAACAAAGAGUCCUUCGCUCAGGAGAAGAUCAGCGGUAUCGGGACGGACCCCAUGCUGCUCUUCUGCUUCCUGGGUCUCGUUCUGGCCCUGCUGAGCCUGAUGGGAUGCGUGGGGGCGCUGCGGGAGAACAUGUGUCUGCUUCAGACCUUCUCGGCCGCAGUCUUGCUCCUGGUGGCGGCGCAGGUUUUGGUGGCGAUCGUGUUGUACAGCCUGCAGGGUCAGAUCGCGGAGUACUUGCGCUUGGGCAUGUUGGCCGCUAUGGUGCGGUACCAGGACGACCUGGACCUGAGGUUCAUCACUGAUGAGAUCCAGACGGGCCUGCAGUGCUGCGGGGCCGAUACCUACAGAGACUGGGAAAUCAAUGUGUAUUUCAACUGUUCGGCUCCAGGGGUCCAGGCGUGCGGAGUGCCCCCCUCAUGCUGUAUAGACCCCCUAGAGAACGGGACGGUGUGGAACAGCCAGUGUGGAGUCGGUGCCCAACAGCUGGACGAGUUCUCGGCCCAAAGCGUGAUCUUCCUGGGUGGCUGUCUGGGCAGCAUCUCGCGCUGGAUCGAGCAGCACAGCGGAGUGAUUGUUACGGUAGUCAUCAUUCUGCUGGGGCUCCAGAUCCUCACUCUGUUCAUAACGGCCCAUCUGCUGCAGAAGAUACGGUGGAGCAGAGCUCAGCAUGAUGUGUACUUACAAUCACUGCAGUGAAUGGAUUCAGAUGUUUCCAAUAACAGGAUACUGU